Mangifera indica (mango) is the source of this 925-nucleotide messenger RNA. Its product is annotated as probable WRKY transcription factor 31. The record is from RefSeq and is a predicted model, not a curated record. Lineage: Eukaryota; Viridiplantae; Streptophyta; Magnoliopsida; Sapindales; Anacardiaceae. Gene Ontology annotation, molecular function: DNA-binding transcription factor activity. The transcript is spliced from 4 exons. The coding region runs from base 110 to 925 and encodes 271 amino acids.
ACUCUUCUUUGAUACUCUUUCUCUUACUUUCUUCCUUUCCAUUAAUGACACAAAGCCACUCAACUCUACUCCUCUUCAAUUCAAUACCAUCAAGAACAAAGACUUCACCAUGGAUUUCCACGCUUCUUCUGCUCAAGAUCGAACUCUCAAUAUCGAUUCUGCAGGAGAUGAGGGUUCUUAUAGAAGGGUAGUCAAUGAGAUGAACCUCUUUCCUCAAGAUCAUAACGAAACGUCGACCUUGCUUCAUGCCAACAAAGAAACAGCUCCCAUUCAUGACCGAGAUGAGCAAGAAAUAAUCGAGCUCGAUGUCAAUACUUGUUUAAAUCUCUCUACGAUUAGCAUGAGUAGUGAGACGGAUCAGAUUUCAGUCAUCCGGGCAGACUUGAAGAAGAUGAAUACUGAGAAUCAACGUUUAAAGAGCUUGCUUAAUCAAGCCAACAAUAACUACCGUGCAUUACUGAUGCAUUUAUACACAUUUAUGCAAGCUCAGCAUGUCUUAAGACAUGGAAGAUUUCAAACUCCUGAGAUGGCGAAGAGGAUUGAAGGAGUCAGUGUUGCAAGGCAGUUUAUGGAUCUGGGUCAAGCUGGAAAAGAUCAUCAUGAACUUGCUCAAUCUUCUAUAUCGCCAGAAAAUAUCAUAGUUGAGUCCAUGGAAGCACAGAAGAUUAACGAAAUUGUUGCAGUUGAUCGUUUGGAUAAUAGAGAAGAGAGCCCAGAACGAGUUCAUCCAUCUGGGUGGAUUUCAAACAAAGUUCGCAAGUUUAAUUCUUCACAGACAAUGACGAUCAGAAAAGCCCGAGUCUCAGUUCGAGUUCGAUCAGAAGCGGCUAUGGUGAGUAUUAAACAAGUUUCAAGAUCAAAUUUUCAUAGGAGGGUGUAUAAAUACUGUUUAGAAACAUCAUCUCCUUUGACAAUAAUUUCAUAA